AUGCCACCAGCAGCGCAAAAGAUCGCCCCUAUUGAAUGGCCCGAAGACUGGCUCACUCUCACCAAGCCGGCUGUGAUCCUCUCAGAGAGUACCCUCGUUUGCAAAAGCAAGAUGAUCCCGCGUGCACUAUUUUCAGCACGCAGCUUGAGCCUGGGUCCGUCACUUUCCGUGCUCCCACUGGAGCUAUUAUUCCUCAUAUUCUCGUAUCUGGAUAUCUGCUCCUUAAAUUUGCUGCGACAGUUGAGCUUUGGCAUCAAGAACCUUGUCGAUUUCUUCGGGCCCUACUUGAUCUUGAUCAAGUAUGUUCCUGCCACACUGCAAGUACUCGCAGUUACUAGGGUGCUUUGCAAAUUCUCCGUUACCGACUUAUUCAAAGCUCUGAAGUCUAAAUACUGCUUCAGCUGCGGUGAUGCCGGCGAUCUCCUCUUCAUCUCUCUUGCGAAACGAUGCUGCCGCUUAUGUCUGCGGGCAGGCCAUUCUCUCCAGCUUAUUUCUCUCGCGGCUGCAAAAGAGUGCUUUGGUUUAUCGAGCCAGGCUGUUCGUAACCUGCCGUCUGUCCUGAUGACACCAGGAAGAUAUGGCAUCCGCGAGCGUGAAUAUAAAUCUCGAACGUGGAUUGUAAGCCUAUCGGAAGCUCAAGAGGCUGGUAUCCGGCUGCACGGAUCCGAACAGGAAAUAGAGCGAUUCGUGACGCCUUCCUUCACCCGCCAGAAUGUCCAAUAUCUCCUGAAGUACUGGAACUGGGUGACUUUGAAUGCUGCCGGUGAAACCUCCGGCCGGCGACCCUACCCGCCAAAGUCACAAUCUGAGAAGCCCGAAGUCUCCUAUGAGCAGUUUAACUACCGCGUUUCUACCCCGUUUCCUUCCAUCAACUUCAAUACUGAGACAACAGUGUAUCCCCGUCCGUGUAAGGGCUGUGCCCUGGAAAUGACUCUGUUCUUCCAAACCUAUCCCAGAGACGCAGUCGACUAUCCCGAGAAAGAGAGGUUACAUCUGAAACGGAUACAGACGGCCUGGUGGACGGACGAUUUCGAACAUCAUAUUCAUGUCUGCGAGGGUAUCAAGAAGCUACUUUCGAAAUGA
Messenger RNA from Arthroderma uncinatum, 1083 nucleotides. RefSeq lists its product as uncharacterized. The record is from RefSeq and is a predicted model, not a curated record. Gene Ontology annotation, molecular function: protein binding. Lineage: Eukaryota; Fungi; Ascomycota; Eurotiomycetes; Onygenales; Arthrodermataceae. The transcript has a single exon. Bases 1 to 1083 code for a protein of 360 amino acids.